Gigantopelta aegis is the source of this 3845-nucleotide messenger RNA. RefSeq names its product C3 and PZP-like alpha-2-macroglobulin domain-containing protein 8. Lineage: Eukaryota; Metazoa; Mollusca; Gastropoda; Neomphalida; Peltospiridae. The record is from RefSeq and is a predicted model, not a curated record. Bases 37 to 3594 code for a protein of 1185 amino acids. Gene Ontology annotation, molecular function: endopeptidase inhibitor activity; protein binding. The transcript has 26 exons. Gene Ontology annotation, cellular component: extracellular region.
GCAAAGGGGAAAAUUGUGUAUACAACAUCUUAUGAAAUGAACCAUCACGGUACUCGUGUUGUAACAAUACCAGGAAGUCUAGCACCCAAGCUCUCCCCAUAUGCGUAUGUGACAGCUUUCUACACUUUGACUGGAAGAAAGUUUCAAAUUGUGGCAGAUUACAUACAGCUGAAUGUGACAAAUCAGUGCCUGCAAGAGCUGCAAGUUCUACAUGCCUCGUUUGUCCAGGACCCCAAGCACAACAUAAAGCAACCUGCUGGUGAUGCCAGACUCCGGCUGAUAGGAGCCACUGGGAUGUUGGUUGGUCUGCUGGCUGUUGAUAAAGCUGUCUAUGUUGUUAACAAUCAGAAGUCAUUGUCACGUGACUUGCUAUUCAGUGAGCUUGCAAGUCAUAAUCUGGGAACUGGUGAAAAGAACAAGUUGGACAAUUUAAAAUACAAGGAUAUAUUUAAGAAAGCUGGUUUCAUUUUGUUGACAAACAUGGAGAUAGUACAGAAAGAAGUUCGUAAACCACUCUUUAAUAAGAAGCCUCAAAGCAAUAGAGGAAGACUGAGACCCCAGUUUGGUCUCAGUGGACCAUUUUUUAACUUCUUUAAGCCAGAUGUAGUACACGAGGUUUUAGCCAGGCCAUCUGUAGAGUACGAUUGGAACAUAGUGGAGGAGGACGACUUUGAGACAAUCUCACUGCCAUCGCCUAGAAGAUAUUUCCCAGAAUCAUGGUUGUUUCAAGAGGAAUUAUUGAGCCAAAAAACCAAAAUGAUCUCCGUUAAACUGCCCGAUUCAAUUACAACUUGGGUAAUUGAGGCUGUUGGUGUCUCGGCCAGUCAAGGUGUUUGUGUCUCCAAACCUCUUGAGUUGAUUACGUUUAAACCGUUCUUUAUGAACGUGAGGCUGCCAUACAAAGCGGUUCGACUUGAGAAAGUGAAUAUUCGCUUUUCUGUCUUUAACUACCAGAUGAGAUCUCUUAAGAUUUUAGUCACUAUCACUGCUGAUGAGGCAAUCUGCAUCACUGACAAAACUCAUGGAAAAAAGAAACUGCGUUACCAAACAAGGAUUGCUCCUGAUAGCAGUAAAGGAAAUGAUUAUAGCGUUAUUCCCUUGAAGGCAGGUCAUCAUAAAAUCCGACUUGUGGUCAAAGGAGCUAGGCAUGUUGAUGUUAUUGAAAAGACUCUUUAUAUUGUGGCAGAAGGAAAGCAAGUGAAGAAGACAUUGUCCUUCCCUCUUGAUCCCACGGGAAGACGACUCCAGAAUGUUACAGCACAUGGAACAUUCGUCACCAAGGGAAGCACCAUUCACAAUAUUUGGAAUCUGAGAAAACAAGAACAGAAGACUUUGGUAGACCUAGCACUUCCUGCAGAGCUGAUUCCUGGAACUGAUCGAUGCGACAUUUUUGCCUAUGGUGAUCUGAUGGCCGAUGUCAUUGUGAUGAUGCUGUCGGGUAAUGCAGACUUGAUGGACUCAACAGUGUCUGAUGCUGAAGAGGUUCUGGGGAACCUCGCCCCAGUGAUCCACGCCAUCAAGUACAUCCAGCUAGCCAAGCUGAAGACACCUGAUGUGGAAGAAAAGGGACACAUCUUUGUGCGAAACGGAGUGGCCAACUUACUUAAGUAUCGGAAGUCAGAUGGCUCCUUCAGUCUCCUUCCUGAUUCCCAGUCAUCAACAUGGUUCACGGCUGUUGUGUUGAAGAUGUUGUGCCAGGCGCAAGACAUCGCCCACAUCGACGAAGACUUUAUCAACACGGGAUUCUUGUGGCUGCUUGAUCACAUCAACGAUGAUGAUACAAUGGAGGAGACAGACUCAACAUAUGACCAUUUUCAGAGUUCUCAGGACAAGAUUCCAAACCUGGCUGCAGAAGUGUUGAUAGCUCUGAUGGAAUGUGACCUAACAGAACAACCAGACCACCUGCAGCUGCAAGCUUCCCUUCUGUUCUAUCUGGAGGACUACUUUGAAGAGAUAGUUGACGUGCUGGUUCUCGCCAAGGUAGCCUACGCCCUGUAUUUGACAGAGAGUCCAGAUCUACCAGAUGUACUGCACAUGCUUACUAAUGCCAAGAAAGUCACACCAGAAGGCCUGGUGUAUUGGUCGGACCAGGAGGACUUGGAAGAGGACAUGACGAAGCCUCACUGGUACCAGCAGGGGCCGGACGGGCUCACAGUUGAGGCCACCGCCUACUCUCUAUUGGUCUCCCUGGAACAGACGGUCACCGAGGUGGACGUUCAACCAAUCGCUGAGUGGCUUGUCAGACAGCGCGGAACAAACGGAGCCUUUGUCGGCGCUCUGGACACGGCAAUAGCCACUCAAGCUCUGGCUGCCUACAGUCUUGACAGGAGCACUCGGCACCCUCGGUCAGACCUGCACUGUAACAUCUCCACGGAACAUUCGUCCAAAUAUCACAGCACUAUAAAUUUCUCACACAAGGAUUCUAUAGUCCGGAAAGCACUCUCAAAUGUUCCCACUGGAGAAAAUUACAAGUUUAUAUCUAGUGGCACAGGUCUGGGAGAAGUACAAAUAGAGGCAUCUUACAAUGUUCCAGUUGGCAAAAAUGACAACUGUCGAUACAAUAUUUCUGUUACUCGUGGACCGUUAAAACUAACGCGGGAUGAAAACAUACAGACACGGCGUAAUCCACUGUGUAAGUAUUGUGGAUUUGGCUGCGGUGCUGCUACAAACACGAGUGAUGAUAAUGGAAACGAAGGCCGCGACGGUGUGACUCGAGUGUCGUUCAGCGGAGCCUCAAUUUGUGUGGAAAUCUGUUUAAGGCGAGCAGACGGCAAGGCAGGACAGGGUGUGACUGUUGAGGCGGGAAUGCUGAGUGGCUACGUACCUUUACCUAUAUCAGCAGAACAGAUGUUAAUAAUGACAGAUGGUCGUGUGAAAAGCCAUAAAUAUGAUCACUACAAAGAGAUCUUGGUCACUCAUUUUCACUCGGUUCCUGACAAUGAAUCAACGUGUUUUGGAUUUUUAGCUAAAGAUCAGAAUGUUGUAUCUCGACAUCGUCCUGCUGCCAUCACACUAACUGAGCAAGGCAAAAGAGGUGCCAGCUGCAGUUUAUCGUAUGAUGCGGGAGGGGAGGUUAGUCUGCCCGUGUUGUGUACCCAGCCUUCCGAGUCCAAGAGUAGAGAGUGUAUUUGUACCUCAGGUUCCUGUGGUGUCUGUGCACGAUCAAGGCAGCAUAACAGAUUGUUUAUCCUCGUUCACAAAAUUUGCUCAGCAGAUUAUGUGUAUCAGAUUCAGUACCGGGAGUCGGAGCAGUUUGGUCCAUGGAAACGCAUACCAGCCGAGGUUCUCACUGUGAAUAAAGAAGGGCACAACAGAGUGGUGCCAGGACAAGAUAUCAUUCUGAAUGUACCACAGUACUGUCGGUGUCCUGCAUACCCACCGGGGGUACCACACUAUUUGAUUGGAACAGAUUUAUCUCGCACCAAAGACAUUGAGGGAAUAGAACUUUUCAGGUACAUUGUUGAUGAUUCAACAUUUUUUGCCUUGGUCGAGAAAUCCAGAGAAUUACAGCCUCAAAGUAAAUGGAAAGGAUAUUUCAUUAAGAAGAUAUAUUUCAGGGCUGCACUUAAUCGAGACAAACAGAAAAGAUGUUGAAAGUAAACUUCAAGUCACAGACAAACGAUAGAGGAAAUAACAUUUGAUGUUAUGCUGUUCAGUGUACAUAUUUAUUCCUAUGAGUUGUGAAGAUAUUGAAAUGAACCCUGUCUGACUUGUAUGUCCAAAACAAAAUUUCAAGUCAUAGGAAAAUGGUGGAACAAAAAGGUUGGGUGUUACACUAUACAGUGUUAACGAAAGGAAUAUUUGUGUAAAAUUUUUAGUAUAUUCAAAUAAAUUUUGCAUUUUCA